Molecule: messenger RNA, 2046 nt
Organism: Nematocida minor
Lineage: Eukaryota; Fungi; Microsporidia
Product: kinesin family member 2/24
Exons: 1
Coding region: 1-2046 (681 amino acids)
Biological process (GO): microtubule-based movement
Molecular function (GO): ATP binding; microtubule motor activity; microtubule binding
Source: RefSeq, a predicted model, not a curated record
AUGGGAGGUAACGAGCUAGGAAGCAUGGCCUCAGAUGGCGCAGCCUCAAUAAGGAAAAUACUAAGAGAAAACAAAGCAGAAGAGUGGACAGAGGUGCUGGAGGGGCACGGAGUGCACUCGGCGAGCGAUCUUCGGAAGGUAAAGUACGCAGAUCUUGUGCAGUUUGGGAUCACAGAGUUUGAGCCAAGGAAAAGAAUAUUCGAGCUAAUAAAGCAGCUCAAUACGGAGCAUCCAUACGAUGGAGAGCGCAGAGCCUCCCUCCACCAGAGAAUGCAGACUCUAGCGAGGUCUAGCGCUGAGUUCAGCAGCAAAACGCCUGAAGAGAUAAAGCACAGCAUGCAGAAAGACCCCAUGCACACCCAGGAGCUCUAUAGCCAUGCAAUACGAAGCUCGUAUCAAAGUGCAAACAGCAUGCACAGAUCACCGCGGCGGUCCAUGGAGGCUGCAGAUCUACAGGGCACUGAUGUGUACGGUGAUCGAAUGCAGAGUAAUAGCGAUGUGUACACAGGAUAUUCUGAUCACAGGCUAUCAGCAGAGUACAGCACAGGCAGAAGGAUAUCUGUCAUAAAAGAUGGGUACAGCCCAGGGAGUAUAUGGAAGAGAAAGAAGGAGAUGGUUGAUGAGAUAAUGAAAGAGGCAGAGGAGAGCAUCAUUCUAGGAGAAAGCAGCUACCCAAAUAAUGACGAGCAGGAAAUAGACGAGAAAUCCUAUCUCUCCAUUGCAGAGCCAGACAUAUCCGCUGAGUACCCGUCAAUUGCAUCUGUGGAGGACCGCACAGGAUCCACGAGCUGGGCAGAGGGAGCAAAAGAAGACUCGCAUGCGAACAGCAGCAGUUUGCUCGAUAAAAACAGGAUCAUUGUGGUAGUAAGAAAAAGACCGAUCAAAAAAGACGGAAAAAGAGACACCGUGGAAGUGUCAGGAACAGAGGUUGUCCUCACAGAGAGCAAGCAGAAAAUAGAUCUUACACCGUACAUGGAGCCACACGCGUACAGCUUUGACAGAGCGUACGGAGAGUACGCAAGCACCACCGAUAUUUACAGAGAGUGUGUGCAGGGCAUGGUGGAGUAUGCUCUGAAUGGAGGAAGCUCUACGUGCAUCGCAUACGGCCAGACAGGAAGCGGGAAAACAUACACAAUGCUGAAUGAGCACACGGGAAUGAUAUUCCAGGCGCUGAAUGAUCUUCUCACGCAGAGAAUACAGCUCUCUUUCUACGAGAUAUACUCCAACUGCAUCUUUGAUCUCCUGGAUGAAAGAAAGAAAAUAUUUGCCAGAGAGAAAGACGGCGUGGUUUCGAUCAUGGGAGUCAAAGAGUGCACAGUGGAAAAGAUGGAAGAUGCAACUAGCCUGAUAAGGAAAGGGCUGCAGUGCAGGAUGACAGGGAAGACAGGUGCAAACAGCAACUCGUCUCGCUCGCAUGCUUUGGUGCGGGUGCGCACUGCCACGGGGAUAUUCACAUUCGUAGACCUGGCAGGGAGCGAGCGAGGAACUGAGAGAGGCUCUGAGUCGCAGCACUCUCUUAUUAAGCGGGAGGGAGCUGAGAUAAACAAGAGUCUGCUGGCUCUGAAGGAGUGCAUCCGCGCGAUGGACAAAUCAGCAACGCAUCUUCCGUUCAGACACAGCAAGCUCACGCAGGUUUUGAAGGAGUCGCUCGUUGGAGAGUCCAAGUGCUGUAUCAUAGCCACAAUCUCCCCAGAAGAAGCAUCCACAGAGCACUCGCUGAACACGCUGCGAUACGCGCACAGGAUAAGAGGACUGGGGCUCAAAGGAGAAAGCACAGGACAAAAAACAGCAUACCAAGGGAAAUCAGCACCACAAGUAAAUCCGCCAUGUGCAGCAAAUAGCAAAGUCGCAGAGACAGCACAGCCAGCUACGCCAAUAAGGGAAAGAGUUGUGCAGCCUAGGCCGUCUCCCAGCAGACAGAAGAUGCUGAUACAGCAGGCUCUUGCCUCUGUAGCAAGCAGAAUUGCGAGGGAAAGAGACCCAGAGACACUCGACAUACUGAAGGAGGCUCUCCUUGACAUAGCUAAGUAUCAGAAGUCAUCAUAA